AGGAGCAGUUCGAGAUCCUCAUAUUAAGUCUUGGCUCCCCUCAUCUACAUUUCUAUCAAGUCCCGGUCAUGCUCCAUACCUCGUAGAACGACCAGCGACUUCCACCCGCUGAGUCAGCAUCAAACCUCAAGUUCCCGAGGCCCCAUCCUCGCAACUCCAUCGCCUCAUGCCCGCCAUGUCGAAAUCCGCGCGCGGCGCCGACGCGUCCAAGCCAGAUGGCGGUGCGUCUCUCUCCAAAACCCUCUACAAUUUGUCUUUACAGCAAUCACAACUCCCUCGUUCCCUCGCUGACGAUGCAUCAGACUCUUGCCCCGUAUGCAGGUCGUCGCGCUUCCUCAACUCCAACAUGCAGUUCAAGAUCAACCCAAUCUGCUACCACAAGAUGUGCGAUACCUGCGUAGAUCGACUGUUUGGCAAGGGAAACAGCAUAUGUCCUGUUGCUGGAUGCGCAAAGACGCUGGCAUAUAGGAACUUUCGGAGGGCGACCUUUGAGGAUCUGAAGGUGGAGCGGGAGGUGGAUCUCAGGAAGAAGGUCAUGAAGAUCAUGAACAAAACAGAAGACGACUUCGAGUCCCUCCGCGACUACAACGAUUACCUCGAGCAGGUCGAAGAGAUCAACUGGAACCUCAUCCUCAACAUUGACGUAGACGCGACCUGGGCAAAACUAAAGAAGUUCGAGACACUUCAAAAAGCCGAGUCAGAGGCCGCCGCCCGUAACAAGAGCACCGGGCUCAAAGACGACGUGGACCCGGGUUUCGCAAUCCGAGGACUGAAGAAGCGCGUCGCGCCACCCGUAGAAGCACCCUUCGACCCAUUCGGCGGCUACAACAUCGCGCCACAAUACUACGUCCUCCAGGACAACUACGACGUAGACUGGUACGCUCGUAUGAAGCGGGAUCCAGCACAUUUGGUGGGAGGACACAGUUUGCAAGACUACUGCAGUCGGACAUUGCGCGAAGCAUUCGGCGGCCUGGGUGUCUUUGUUGAGGACGAGAUUCCCGCGCGGGAAGCUCCGUCGAUGUCCAUGGACGCGGAUAUUGGCACCGAGCAUGCCGCGACAGCAGCCAUGAGCAGAGAUGUCAUCAUGGACGACGUUUUCUAGAUUUCCUGCACUGUGAUACCCGGCUUCAUGCCAACAUUUGGGCGGCGUUCGAGAUAGCGUUAGAGUAGAUGAGCUUAUUCUUUCAUGGCAUCAUUUUGUAGUUUACA
Alternaria rosae is the source of this 1209-nucleotide messenger RNA. Its product is annotated as RNA polymerase II transcription factor B subunit 3. Gene Ontology annotation, biological process: DNA repair; regulation of cyclin-dependent protein serine/threonine kinase activity; regulation of transcription by RNA polymerase II. NCBI's taxonomy places the organism in Eukaryota, Fungi, Ascomycota, Dothideomycetes, Pleosporales, Pleosporaceae. The transcript is spliced from 2 exons. The record is from RefSeq and is a predicted model, not a curated record. Gene Ontology annotation, cellular component: transcription factor TFIIH holo complex. The coding region runs from base 167 to 1102 and encodes 311 amino acids.